AUGAAGAAAGUGUACAGUCUAGUGAACUUAACUAAAGCCAAGGACCAGGAGGUGCAGCCCAUCUGUAUCAAGCAAAUACAGCUCACUGACCAGAAGCAAGAAUUCAACAAACGUCCCAACAAGACGGGUCAUCGCUCUCUGUCUCACUCCAUCUCACAGUCGUCUACAGACAGCCACAGCUCAGUCUGCAGCGACAGCUCCGAGGAUGAGUCAACUCCCAAAGGCAAAGUUCAAAAGAGUUCCAAAGGCCUUUCAGACUUCUGCAUCAAAAACAUCAAGCAGGCUGAGUCUGGACGCAGAGAGAUAGAGAUCGCACAACAAGAAAUGCCAGCACUGAUGGUCCUGAGGAAAAGAGCAGGUGGAGAGAAACCUCUGGCCGGAGCCAAGGUUGUGGGCUGCACACACAUCACUGCACAGACGGCGGUGCUGAUUGAGACUCUGAGUGCGUUGGGGGCUCAGUGUCGCUGGGCGGCCUGUAACAUCUUCUCCACUCAGAACGCUGCUGCUGCUGCUCUGGCUGAAGGAGGCACCUCAGUGUUCGCGUGGAAAGGAGAAUCAGAGGACGACUUCUGGUGGUGUAUUGACCAAUGUGUCGGUGCAGAGACCUGGCAGCCAAACAUGAUUCUGGACGACGGAGGCGACCUGACCCACUGGAUCUAUAAGAAGUACCCGAGUCUGUUCAAGAAGGUCAAAGGCAUCGUAGAGGAAAGUGUUACGGGAGUUUAUCGGUUGUACCAGCUUUCCAAGGCUGGCAGACUGUGCAUCCCGGCCAUCAAUGUGAACGACUCAGUGACCAAGCAGAAGUUUGACAACCUGUACUGCUGCAAGGAGUCCAUACUGGACGGGUUGAAGAGAACCACUGACGUCAUGUUUGGAGGAAAACAGAUGGUGGUGUGUGGAUACGGUGAGGUUGGUAAAGGUUGCUGUGCCGCCCUCAGGGCACUGGGUGCUAUCCUGUACGUCACAGAGGUGGAUCCCAUCUGUGCCCUUCAGGCCUGCAUGGACGGCUUCAGAGUGAUCAAACUGAGUGAGGUGGUCAGACAGGUGGACCUGAUCAUCACCUGCACCGGAAACAAAAACGUGGUGGGGAGGGAACUUCUGGACAGAAUGAAGAACGGCUGCAUCGUCUGCAACAUGGGACACUCCAACACUGAGAUAGAUGUGGUGAGUUUGCAGACUGGGGAGCUGAGGUGGGAGCGGGUGAGGCCUCAGGUGGACCACGUGAUCUGGCCCGAUGGGAAGAGAAUUGUCCUGCUGGCUGAGGGCCGUUUGCUGAAUCUGAGCUGCUCCACAGUGCCGUCCUUUGUCCUCUCCAUCACUGCUACAACUCAGGCGCUGGCUCUCAUAGAGCUGUACAACGCUCCAGAGGGUCGAUACAAACAGGACGUCUACCUGCUGCCCAAGAAGAUCGAUGAGUACGUGGCCAGUCUUCACCUGCCGACAUUUGAGGCUCACCUCACAGAGCUGAAUGAGGAUCAGGCCAAGUACCUCGGCAUCAGCAAGCAAGGGCCCUUCAAACCAAACUACUACAGGUGA
Molecule: messenger RNA, 1536 nt
Organism: Limanda limanda (common dab)
Lineage: Eukaryota; Metazoa; Chordata; Actinopteri; Pleuronectiformes; Pleuronectidae
Product: putative adenosylhomocysteinase 3
Exons: 16
Coding region: 1-1536 (511 amino acids)
Biological process (GO): L-methionine cycle
Cellular component (GO): cytosol
Source: RefSeq, a predicted model, not a curated record